GAGAGACACCAGACAAGACACAGAGACAGCAACAGACUAUGAUAUGAUGGAGAGAGAUACCAGACAAGACACAGAGACAGCAACAGACUAUGAUAUGAUGGAGAGAGACACCAGACAAGACACAGAGACAGCAACAGACGACACAGAGAAAGUAAUGGAGAGAGACAGAAGAAUAGAUUUCCAGACAGUUGUAGAAUGUAUGCCAAGACACAUUGUAAGAGCUAUAAAGAGAGAGGGAGAGAGAACAGGCAGAACCUGAUAUGUAAAUGAGCAGAGCAAAUGAAAGUAACUUUUGACGACCCGAUGAUCAUGCAGACUCUGUUUCUAUUGAGAGAUAAAAGGCUGGUUGAAUGAGUUGUCUAUGAAAGCUACUUCAUCUGUAAGAAAACAGGCGUCUGCACCAGUGACUGGGUCAGUGCUCUAAAAUGAGUCUCUCUGGGGAGAGAGAGGAGGGGGGCCCUGCCUCUAAAAUGCAUCUCUCUGGGGGACAUGACACCAAAGCUAAGAGACCAAUGAAGCAGGAGAGACCAGCCUCCCCUGUUCCCAGCUGUGUGUCCAUGAAGAGUGACGGGUCUAUGAAUCCUCCUAUAAAGUUUAGAGAGGGAGACUUUUCUACUGAACAAAGACCAAUCCAGCAGGAGAGACCAGACUCCCCUGUUCCCAGCUGUGUGUCCAUGAAGAGUGACCGGUCUAUGAAUCCUCCUCUAAACUUUAGAAAGGGAGACUUUUCUACUGAACAAAGAAACCAACAGGAGAGAUCAGAGUCAGAGAUUCUCAGUGGUCAGUCUUCCCAGAGUCAUCAAACAGACCUGGCCUCCAUAUUCAGUUUGCUUGAAGAGAAAAUGAUGACAUUUAUGAAGAACGAGCUGAGGAUGUUCAAGAGGAUUCUUAGUCCAGAACUCCCAGAAGGCUUUGAGAGUCAGAAGCAGGAUAAGGAAGUGGUGGAUGCUGAAGAUGAGAAGCAGGAGAGCAGUGCCAGAGAGGGGGCUCUGAAGAUCACACUGCACAUCCUGAGGAAAAUGAACCAGAAGGAGCUUGCUGACACACUGGAGAAAUAUUCAGAUGAUCUUGCUGUGAUUUGCCAACGUGAACUCAAAUCUAAUCUAAAGAAGAAGUUUCAAUGUGUUUUUGAGGGAAUCGCUAAACAAGGAAACCCAACACUUCUCAAUAAGAUCUACACAGAGCUCUACAUCACAGAGGGUGGAACAGGAGAGGUCAAUAAUGAACAUGAGCUGAGACAGAUUGAGACAACAACCAGGAAACAACAAGCAGAGACUGCAAUCAAAUGUAACGACAUCUUCAAACCCUUAACUGGACAAGACAAAUGUAUCAGAACUGUGCUGACAAAGGGAGUCGCUGGCAUUGGAAAAACAGUCUCUGUGCAGAAGUUCAUUCUGGACUGGGCUGAAGGAAAAGCAAAUCAGGAUGUCCAAUUUGUAUUUUCAUUCCCUUUCCGGGAGCUGAAUUUGAUGAAAGAGGACAAACACACUUUGGUUGAUCUUCUUAAUCACUUCUCAAUGGAAACCAAACAAUUAAGAAUCUCCAACUACGACAAGUACAAAGUUCUGUUCAUUUUUGAUGGUCUGGAUGAGUGCCGACUGCCCCUAGACUUCCAGAAGAACAAGAUCUGUUGGGACGUCACAGAGUCAACCUCAGUGGAUGUUCUGCUGACAAAUCUCAUCAGGGGAAAUCUGCUUCCCUCUGCUCUCCUCUGGAUAACUACCCGACCUGCAGCAGCCAAUAAGAUCCCUUCAGUGUGUGUUGACCAGGUGACAGAGGUACGAGGGUUCAAUGACCCACAGAAGGAGGAGUACUUCAGGAAGAGAUUCAGUGAUGAGGACCUGGCCAGCAGAAUCAUCUCACACAUAAAGACAUCAAGGAGCCUCCACAUCAUGUGCCACAUUCCAGUCUUCUGUUGGAUUUCUGCAACAGUCCUUGAACACAUGCUGAAACAUAAGAGAGAAGAGAUGCCCAAGACUCUGACUGAGAUGUACACACACCUUGUGGUGUUUCAUACCAAACAGAAGAAUGAAAAGUAUCUUGGGAAAGAAGAGACAGGUCCACACUGGAAUAAAGAGAGCAUUCUGUCACUGGGAAAACUGGCUUUUCAACAGCUUGUGAAGGGCAAUCUGAUUUUCUAUGAAGAAGACCUGAAAGAGUCUGGCAUUGAUGUCAAUGAAGCCUCAGUGUACUCAGGAUUGUGCACACAGCUCUUUAAAGAGGAAUGUGGGCUGUACCAGGACAAGGUGUACUGCUUCGUGCAUCUGAGUAUUCAGGAGUUUCUGGCUGCUGUAUAUGUGUUCCUCUCAUUCAUCAACAACAAUGAGAAUCUAAUGGACAAACUGCAAACAAACAACGAGUCUGAAGUUACUGUCUACAAGAGUGCUGUGGAUAAAGCCUUACAAAGUGAGACGGGAAACCUGGACCUUUUCCUCCGCUUCCUUCUGGGCCUCUCACUGGAGUCCAAUCAGAAGCACUUACAAGGUCUACUGACAACGACAAGAAGCAGCUCACAGAGCCAUGAAGAAACAGUCAAGUACAUCAAGGAGAAGAUCAGGGAGGAUCUCUCUCCAGAGAGGAGCAUCAAUCUGUUCCACUGUCUGAAUGAACUGAAUGACCAUUCUCUAGUGGAGGAGAUCCAAAGCUACCUGAGAUCAGGAAGUCUCUCAAAACCCAACCUGUCACCUGCACAGUGGUCAGCUCUGGUCUUUGUGUUGCUGACUUCAGAAAAGGAGCUGGAUGUGUUUGACCUGAAGAAAUACUCCAGAUCAGAGGAAGGUCUUCUGAGGCUGCUGCCAGUGGUCAAAGCCUCCAGAGCUGCUCUGCUGUCAGGCUGUGGAGUCACAGAGGAAGGCUGUGCUUCUCUGGUCUCAGCUCUGGAGUCAAACCCCUCACACCUGAGAGAGCUGGACCUGAGUAACAAUGACCUGAAGGAUUCAGGAGUGAAGCUGCUCUCUGCUGGACUGGGGAAUCCCCACUGUAAACUGGAGACUCUGAGGCUGUCAGGCUGUCUAGUCACAGAGGAAGGCUGUGCUUCUCUGGUCUCAGCUCUGAGGACAAACCCCUCACACCUGAGAGAGCUGGACCUGAGCUACAAUCACCCAGGAGACUCAGGAGUCAGACUGGUCUCUGCUGGACUGGAGGAUCCACACUGCAGACUGGAGAAACUCAAUGUGGAACAUGGUGGAGAGAACAGAAUGAAACCUGGGCUUAGAAAAUAUGUCUGUGAUCUCACACUGGACCCAAACACAGUAGACAGACGCCUCUCUCUGUCUGAGGGGAACAGAAAGGUGACAAGGAGGAGAGAGGAGCAGCCGUAUCCUGAUCACCCAGAGAGAUUUAAGGACUGUGGACAGGUGCUGUGUAGAGAGGGUCUGACUGGGCGCUGUUACUGGGAGGUAGAGUGGAGUGGGAGAAGGGCUGAUAUAGGAGUGACAUAUAAAGGAAUCAACAGGAGAGGAGAGGGUGCUGACUGUUGUCUUGGAUACAAUGACAAGUCCUGGAUUCUGAACUGCUCUGACAACAGUUACUCUGCCUGGCACAAUAAUAAUCUCACUACCAUAGACGUCCCCCCCUCCAGCUCCCACAGAGUAGGAGUGUAUCUGGACUGGCCAGCCGGCACUCUGUCCUUCUACAGAGUCUCCUCUGACACACUGACCCACCUGAACACAUUCACCUCCACAUUCACUGAGCCCAUCUAUCCAGGGAUUCAUAGUUGGUAUGAUGGCGACUCAGUGUCUCUGUGUCUAACACAACAUGAUGUUUCACUCUAAUCAUGGUUCAGUUAUACACACUGGAGCGUCAUUGUAGAAUAUCUCUCUGUGUGUAAACAUCUCUAUCCAGGGUGACUCCUCUUCAGUGUCUCUGUGUCAAACACAACAUGAUGUUUCACUCUAAUCAUGGUUCAGUAAGACACACUGGAGCAUCAAUGUAGAAUAUCUCUCUGUGUGUAAACAUCUCUAUCCAGGGUGACUCCUCUUCAGUGUCCCUGUGUCAAACACAACAUGAUGAUUCAAUCUAUUCUUAUGUGUUUAUUUAACCUAUAUUUAACUUGACAUGUCAGUUCUUAUUUUACAAUGACUUCCUACCCCGGCCAAACCCUCCCCUAACCCAGACGAUGCUGGGCCAAUUGUGUUGCCUUUCCCGAUCGCUAUUGUAUCUGUUGAGAUACAGCCUGGGAACUGUUACUGUAAUUUAAUUAUACCAAUGUGUUUUCAUUAAUUUAAUUCCCUUAAUAUAUUUUAUGAGAACACAAACAAAAUACAUUCUAAAUGACAAGUAUCUCACAAGCAUAUUAUGAAAAUAAAACAUCUUAUCUAUGUUAUUCAACUAAUGUUGAUUCUGCGACGACAUGCCCCUCUCAAGGGACUCAGUCCCUUCUGAAGAGUCAGAAUAGUAGGUGUUACUGUAAUUUAAUUAUACCAAUGUGUUUCAUUAAUUUAAUUCCCUUCAUCUAUUUUAUGAGAAUUUGUAAGAUUCUUGUUUGCAUAAAAUAGACGGAGACCAGUCUUUUCAAUAAUAGGUAACAGAAUUUACUCUCGGAGCACGCUGCCACGUUACCACGAGCAACAGUUUAUAUACAAUAACAUGACGUCAUUUCAUUGCUCCUAAAAUGAAUCUCCUCCUCCAGACCGGGUCAAAGGUUCAUUCUGAGUUCAUUCUGACCCCCCAGCACAUACACAGGACACACAACACAACUGAAUUAACUUUUGACCCCUCAACAUUAUCGAUCACCACGUAGCUGACAGUUCUAAUUAACAGAAAACCUAGGAAUGCACUCACUGUCUUAUCUUAACAAACUAUAGUUUUGUCAAGUUGAUUGGGACAUUUACUUUGUGCAGUAACAUGAAAUUUGUGGAGUGGUUGAAAAACAAGUUUUAAUGACUCCAACCUAAGUGUAUGUAAACUUCAGAUUUCAACUGUACAUUCUGUUACCAUGGAAAUAAAAAAACAAUGGCUACAUCAAGAGAUACAUUCUGUUACCAUGGAAAUAAACAGGAAGUAUGUACAUGAUAUAUUUCAGUCAUCCAUCAUAAGCUCUUAUCCAGCACGACUCACAGUAGUUAGUGAUACAUGUUAGUACUUGUCCCCUGUGGGAGUCGAACCCACAACCCUCAUGUUGCUACCCCCUUGCUCUACCAACUGAGCCACAAGGGAAUAGAGACAGUGAUGAGAAAUACUAAUUACCAGUAGAAAGAUUUCUUACCUGCACCACACACACCAAUGACAGUGUGGUUAACAGGGCACAACACUGCUCCAGGGCCUGUGGUCGACACUGUGCUCCAAGUCUCCAACCUCUAUGUGUGUGGGUGAGUAAGUGGGCCGAGUAUAAGUGGGAUGUAUGAGAGAUAAAUAUGUUGGCAUCUCAUCCCCUUCAGACCACUAAUGAAACUCAGACACAACUUCCCAGUAAAGGGUUUAACAUACAGAUGUAGCAUCUCAUCCCCUUCUGACCACUAAUGAACAACUCUUGACUUAGUGUUCCAUUACAUCAGUGUUCCAUUACAUCAGUGUUCCAUUACAUCAGUAAAUGACUGGUAAGUCAAAGGUAACAUGCCCAAGAGCUCCUGAGUGGGCAGCGGUCUAAGGCACAGCAUCUCAGAGCUAGAGGUGUCACUACAGACCCUGGUUGGUUCCUGUUAGGAAAGUUAUGAUUAAAUGACUGAACAAAUCAUUUUAAAUGGAACUGUAACUAAGUAAACUUAUACUCUUUUAUUAUAUAUGAUUAACAACAUGAGUUCAUAAGAAGGGAUUGUGAGACACGGACAAGGAGUAAUUAAAGUUAAUGAACACCAUUCCAACUAGGCAGAAACAAAUGGGUUGUGGACUGUAUUAACAGAUAAGGCAGUUAACCUAUGGUUGAACCGAUGAAACUGAGCUCUGGGGUGUGUAAACAAUUAAUUUUUCCAACAAUUGUUUACAGACAUAUUAUUUCACUUAUAAUUCAGUGUAUCACAAUUCCAGUGGGUCAGAAGUUUACAUACACUAAGUUCACUGUGCCUUUAAACAGCUUGGAAAAUUCCAGAAAAUUAUGUCAUGGCUUUAGAAGCUUCUGAUAUGCUAGAUGACAUCAUUUGAGUCAAUUGGAGUUGUACCAGUGGAUGUAUUUCAAGGCCUACCUUCAAACUCAGUGCCUCUUUGCUUGACAUAAUGGGAAAAUCAAUAGAAAUCAGCCAAGACCUCAGAAAAAAAUUGGAGACCUCCAAUUUUUGGGCAUCCUUGGGAGCAAUUUCCAAACACCUGAAGAUACCAAGUUAAUCUGUUCAAACAAUAGUACGCAAGUAUAAACACCAUGGGACCACGCAGCUGUCAUACCGCUCAGGAAGGAGACUCGUUCUGCCUCCUAGAGAUGAACAUACUUUGUUGCGAAAAGUGCAAAUCAAUCCCAGAACAACAGCAAAGGACCUUGUGAAGAUGCUGGAGGAAACAGGUACAAAGUAUCUAUAUCCACAGUAAAACGAGUCCUAUAUCGACAUAACCUGAAAGGCCUCUCAGCAAGGAAAAUGCUGCUCCAAAACUGCCAUAAAAAAGCCAGACUACGGUUUGCAACUGCACAUGGGGACAAAGAUGGUACUUUUUGGAGAAAUGUCCUCUGGUCUGAUGAAACAAAAAUAUAACUGUUUGGCCAUAAAGACCAUCGUUAUGUUUGGAGGAAACAGUGGGAGGCUUGCAAGCCGAAGAGCACCAUCCCAACCAUGAAGCACGGGAGUGGCAGCAUCAUGCUGUGGGGGUGUUUUGCUGCAGGAGGGUCUGGUGCACUUCACAAAAUAGAUUGCAUCAUGAGAAUGGACAUUUUGUGGAUAUAUUGAAGCAACAUCUCAAGAAUUCAGUCAGGAAGUUAAAGAUUGGUCGCAAAUGGGUCUUCCAAAUGGACAAUGACCCCAAGCAUACUUCCAAAGUUGUGGGAAAAGGGCUUAAGGAAAACAAAGUCAAGGUAUUGGAGUGGCCAUCACAAUCAAUCCUAUAGAAAAUUGUGUGCAGAACUGAAAAAGCGUGUGCUUGCAAGGAGGCCUACAAACCUGACACCAGCUCCGUCAGGAGGAAUGGGCCAAAAUUCACCCAACUUAUUGUGGGAAGCUUGUGGAAGGCUACCUGAAACGUUUGACCCAAGUUAAACCAUGUAAAGGCAAUGCUACCAAAUACUAAUUGAGUGUAUGUAAGCUUCUGACCCACUGGGAAUGUGAUGAAAGAA
Molecule: messenger RNA, 7192 nt
Organism: Oncorhynchus masou masou (cherry salmon)
Lineage: Eukaryota; Metazoa; Chordata; Actinopteri; Salmoniformes; Salmonidae
Product: NLR family CARD domain-containing protein 3-like
Biological process (GO): intracellular signal transduction
Molecular function (GO): protein binding
Source: RefSeq, a predicted model, not a curated record